GAAGGAGAGGGAGGGGCCGAGGGACGAAGCGGGUGGGGGCUGGCUCCGCAGCAGCCGCCGCGGCUCCAGCCGCCCGCUCGCUCGCUCGCUCAGUCGCUCCCGGUGCCCGCUGCCCGCCGCCCGGCUCCCGGCUGCUCGCGGCCCCCUGCUCCUGCCUGGCGCUCUGGCCAGGCUCGGGCUCCGGAGGACAGGACCGCGCGACUGGCCGGCCGAUCCCUGGGCCGGCCGCGGGAGCAGGGCCCGGGAUGGUGCUCUCCCUGACGGGGCUCAUUGCCUUCUCCUUCCUGCAAGCCACCCUUGCCCUGAACCCCGAGGACCCCAACGUGUGCAGCCACUGGGAGAGCUAUGCUGUGACUGUCCAGGAAUCGUAUGCACACCCCUUCGAUCAGAUCUAUUACACACGAUGUACAGACAUCCUCAACUGGUUCAAGUGCACCAGGCACCGGAUCAGUUAUAAGACGGCGUAUCGGAGAGGCCUCCGGACCAUGUACCGGCGGAGGUCCCAGUGCUGCCCUGGCUACUAUGAGAACGGAGACUUCUGCAUACCCCUGUGUACAGAGGAGUGUGUGCACGGCCGCUGCGUUUCCCCGGACACCUGCCACUGCGAGCCUGGCUGGGGAGGGCCCGACUGCUCCAGCGGCUGCGACAGCGACCACUGGGGGCCCCACUGCAGCAACCGGUGCCAGUGCCAGAACGGCGCCCUGUGUAACCCCAUCACAGGCGCCUGCGUGUGCGCCGCCGGCUUCCGUGGAUGGCGCUGCGAGGAGCUCUGCGCGCCUGGCACCCACGGCAAGGGAUGCCAGCUGCCGUGCCAGUGCCGACACGGUGCCAGCUGCGACCCCCGCACCGGCGAGUGCCUCUGCGCACCUGGCUACACCGGCGUCUACUGCGAGGAGCUGUGCCCUCCUGGGAGCCAUGGAGCUCACUGUGAGCUGCGCUGCCCCUGUCAGAAUGGGGGCACCUGCCACCACAUCACUGGCGAGUGUGCCUGCCCCCCAGGCUGGACGGGAGCAGUGUGUGCCCAGCCCUGCCCACCAGGGACAUUUGGCCAGAACUGCAGCCAGGAUUGUCCUUGCCACCAUGGAGGGCAGUGUGACCACGUGACUGGACAGUGCCACUGUACAGCUGGAUACAUGGGGGACAGGUGCCAAGAAGAGUGCCCCUUCGGGUCCUUCGGCUUCCAGUGCUCACAGCGCUGUGACUGCCACAAUGGGGGGCAGUGUUCACCCACCACGGGUGCCUGCGAGUGUGAGCCUGGCUACAAGGGCCCACGCUGCCAGGAGCGACUGUGCCCGGAGGGCCUGCAUGGCCCAGGCUGCACCCUGCCCUGCCCCUGUGACACUGACAACACCAUCAGCUGCCACCCAGUAACUGGAGCUUGUACCUGCCAGCCAGGCUGGUCUGGUCACCACUGCAAUGAAUCCUGCCCUGUUGGCUACUAUGGCGAUGGCUGCCAGCUGCCUUGCACCUGUCAGAAUGGCGCCGACUGCCACAGCAUCACUGGGGGCUGCACUUGUGCUCCGGGCUUCAUGGGAGAGGUCUGUGCCGUUUCCUGUGCAGCAGGGACCUAUGGCCCCAACUGCUCGUCCAUCUGUAGCUGUAACAAUGGUGGCACCUGCUCCCCAGUAGAUGGCUCCUGUACCUGCAAGGAAGGGUGGCAGGGCCUGGACUGCACCCUGCCAUGUCCCAGUGGGACAUGGGGCCUGAACUGCAACGAGAGCUGCACCUGUGCCAAUGGGGCAGCCUGCAGCCCCAUAGACGGCUCCUGCUCCUGCACUCCUGGCUGGCUGGGAGACACCUGUGAGCUGCCUUGCCCGGAUGGCACAUUUGGGCUGAACUGCAGUGAACACUGUGACUGCAGCCAUGCUGAUGGAUGUGACCCCGUCACAGGCCACUGCUGCUGCCUGGCUGGAUGGACAGGCAUCCACUGUGACAGCACGUGUCCACCUGGCCGCUGGGGCCCCAACUGCUCUGUCUCCUGCAGCUGUGAGAAUGGAGGCUCCUGCUCCCCAGAGGAUGGGAGCUGCGAGUGUGCCCCUGGCUUCCGAGGACCCUUAUGCCAGAGAAUCUGCCCCCCUGGGUUCUAUGGCCACGGCUGCGCCCAGCCAUGCCCCCUCUGCGUGCACAGCAGCGGGCCCUGCCACCACAUCAGCGGCAUCUGUGAGUGCCUCCCAGGAUUCUCUGGAGCUCUCUGCAACCAAGUGUGUGCUGGAGGAUACUUUGGGCAGGACUGUGCCCAGCUCUGCUCCUGUGCCAACAACGGGACCUGCAGCCCUAUCGAUGGCUCCUGCCAGUGCUUUCCUGGAUGGAUUGGCAAGGACUGCUCACAGGCUUGCCCACCCGGGUUCUGGGGCCCCGCCUGCUUCCACGCAUGCAGCUGCCACAACGGGGCGAGCUGCAGCGCCGAGGACGGGGCCUGCCACUGCACCCCUGGCUGGACUGGACUCUUCUGCACACAGCGCUGCCCAGCAGCAUUUUUUGGGAAGGACUGUGGGCGCGUAUGCCAGUGUCAGAAUGGCGCCAGCUGUGACCACAUCAGUGGCAAGUGCACCUGCCGCACAGGCUUCACCGGGCAACACUGUGAGCAGAGAUGUGCCCCAGGAACCUUUGGCUAUGGGUGUCAGCAGCUAUGUGAGUGCAUGAACAACUCCACCUGUGACCAUGUCACCGGCACCUGUUACUGCAGCCCUGGCUUCAAAGGAAUCAGGUGUGACCAAGCUGCCCUCAUGAUGGAGGAGCUGAAUCCCUACACCAAGAUCAGCCCAGCACUGGGUGCAGAGCGGCACUCGGUGGGUGCUGUCACAGGCAUCAUGCUCCUGUUAUUCCUCAUUGUGGUGCUGCUGGGCCUAUUUGCCUGGCAUCGGCGGCGGCAGAAAGAGAAAGGCCGAGACCUGGCUCCCCGUGUCUCCUACACACCUGCCAUGAGGAUGACCAGCACCGACUACUCCCUCUCAGAUUUGUCUCAAAGUAGCAGCCAUGCCCACUGCUUUUCCAAUUCCAGCUACCACGCACUGGCAUGUGGGGGGCCUGCCACCAGCCAGGCCAGCACUCUGGACAGGAACAGCCCCACUAAGGGCCAGCUUGGCUCAAGCUACCCCAGGAGGCCUGGGAACCCUACAACAGCUGGGGUGGGGUAUGUUCUAUUCCCACUGGCAUCAACCACACCAUGGUGGCCUGUCAUGGAACACCUAGCUCGCCCUUUCUCUCAACGGCCUAGGACCCAGCUCAGUAACAAGUCCCUUGACAGAGACACGGCAGGCUGGACCCCCUACAGCUAUGUGAACGUGUUAGACUCCCAUUUCCAGAUCAGUGCCCUGGAGGCCAGGUACCCGCCCGAGGACUUCUACAUUGAACUUAGACACCUCAGCCGCCCCGCUGAGCCACACUCACCAGGUGCUUGUGGAAUGGAUAGACGUCAGAACACAUACAUUAUGGACAAAGGCUUCAAAGAUUACAUGAAAGAAUCCGUGUGCAGUUCUAGUACUUGUUCCUUGAAUAGCAGUGAAAACCCUUACGCCACAAUUAAGGACCCACCCAUCCUCACCUGCAAGCUUCCAGAAAGCAGCUAUGUAGAAAUGAAGUCGCCUGUGCACAUGGGGUCUCCGUACACAGAUGUGCCAUCCUUGUCGACAUCUAAUAAAAAUAUAUAUGAAGUUGAGCCCACAGUCAGUGUGGUCCAAGAAGGUUGCGGUCAUAACUCCAGCUAUAUCCAGAAUGCAUACGACCUACCUAGGAACAGCCAUAUUCCUGGUCAUUAUGACCUCCUCCCAGUAAGACAGAGCCCUGCCAAUGGGCCAUCCCAGGACAAGCAAUCUUAAGAGGGAUAAGCUUCUCUCUUGCAGUGUGCUCUACUGAAUAUUCUGACUCUGAAAGAAGACAGUCCCUUGACUUGAAGUAAUGGUACAGACUGGCUCCAGCUGCAUGUUAGUUAUUACGUUCACCUGGAACUAAAGAAGAGCGUCCAGGUGGGACUGGGAUAAUUGUUCAAGGAAUUGUGUUCUCAAAGGCAAAUCCUAUCACCCACUCAGCCCCAAAUGCCCGGGAUUAUAUGAUUUUUAAAACAUUUUAAGAUACAGCUACUCAUCAACAUCAGCUAAAUAUAGCUGAUAUAUAUAUAUAUUUAUCUGAAACGUGAUAUUUUAAAAACAUGUAGGUUUAACAAACCUUCCUAGGACAAAAAGGAGACUGGGGAGGGAAGAGGAUUACUUUAAAGCACCUGAAACGUAUAUGUACUCUUGGUUGCUGUUACCAUCAACAUCUGUUUUAUUACCGAAGACAAUUAGUACACAGACAUGAACUGUUCUUAAACAGAACAGUCUUAAAAUGUCUGUACAUAUCUGUCUGGUCCAUCAAAUUACAACAGCCAAGAUUACAGAAUCUAUAUAGUCUAAUGCUGACAACUUCUAUUUUAAAAAACAAGACUUUACUUUCUUCUGCCCCCUAAGUGAUAGGUUUAAACACACAGAGACGCACACACACGUUUCCAAAGUGCAGCAGUGUCUCUUUCAGUCUACAAUAAGAUUCCUAGGGCAGCUUUAUCAAAUUUUGCCAAUUCAAAGUUCAAGGACAUUACAAGUUAGUCCUGGCUUUGUCAUAUCUACUUAGUCCAUCCAACACCUGAAUCAUUCCAUGUAAAACAGAGCUCUAAGAUGAUCCUUUAAGCAAGCAGUCAUAGACUGGUCAGGAUUAAGUAAAAGACGGCUAGUUGGCCUCCUCAUUUUAUUUGGUCAGCAUCCCUUGACUCAAAAGAGUACUUGCUUUCAAGUUCUUCAUAAAUCUUGAGAUUGACGUAGUAUGAAACCUAAAAGUAUACAGGAAAUUGGACAAAUGUGGAUACAGCAAGUUUACACUGCUUAAAGUACAUUAUGCUUUUUGAUGGAACUAAAUGAUCCAAAAAAGAAUGGACUGUAACCAGUUGCUGUAAUGUGAUGUAAAAAUGUUACUGUAAACAGCAUGAGGAUAUGAAGUCCUUCCACCUUCUGUCUUAAAACUACUACUUACUGAGCUAGCCCAAUAUGCAUUACAAUGAGCUAAUGCUCCAGAUCCCAGUAUUCAGAUGUGUCUAUACCUUCCACUAUGAACACAGAUAAACUGAGGCUCAGAUAAGUCCAAAUGAAAGGAAAUCAACUCCCAAGCCCUAAAGAGAACCUUCUCACAAGAAUUAAAAACAAAAAGGGCAAACCUAGGAAGCUAACGGCUACUCCUGUACCACUCUAUUCACUGGUACAGUCCAGCCAGUAAAAAACACUUCCAAAAAGAUACACAGAAGAGGAACUAAAUGACUGCGAAGCUGGAAUACUGCUACAGGAAGUAUGAGAGUUCUGAAACCCUUGAUAGAAAUUGGAAGCCUGCCAUUGGAACACAAUACUUUGGGCAAUAAUCAGAAAAAGCAAAAAAAUAAAUAAAUGAGUACAUCUCCCCUUCCCACAUCACUCAAGGCAUAAGCAGAUUUUACUGUUAGAGGAAAAUAUGUAAUACUUACAUGAAUGUUGCAUGUGUGCAUGGGAGCAACUGAUUAGCAAUAGUAAAUUUACUUUCCAAAAAAGCCUUAUUAAAAUAUAAAUAUUAGAAAAUUACUUUGGAGACCCAAGUAAAUAUUUCUCAUACAUAUGUAGAAAGAAAUAUAGGUAAGCAGCUUACCUCAGUAUUUCAGGGCAGCAAGUGUUUGUGAAGCAAGGAUGAGCAGCAUGAAGAUGUCAGAUCAGCAAGGAGAAACUUCAACUCAAUCCCAGGUUUUCUCUUCUUCCCAUAUCCUGCAUGUACAAUAACUGCUGCCUGGCAAACUGCAAACAAGCAGCAUCACUCAAGUUUGAAGUUUCGCCCCUUUUGUCAACUAUCCUCUGGGCAAAGGUAUUCAGCAAGAGGUGGAAUGGCUAGGCACUGAAUCAAGAGAUUUCAGUGUUACUCUGGUCAAGUUAGUUGCCCUCUCUGGGCUCCCUUUUUUUCUAUGCAUAAAAAGGGGAGAAGCAGAGAGUGGGAAGACAGCUCUACUAACCCUUCAGCUCUAGCAUUCCAUGACUUUUUAAGGAAAUGUAAUACAAGUCAAACCAGGCAAUACAGAGGAGAAGGGAAAGGCAGAGGGUGUGAUUAUGGUGACAAUAGCUGCCUUCCCCUAUCGAACAGUUAUCAGUAAAAGACAUUUCAAUCUUACAAAGCAACUGUUAGAAACUUCUGUCUAACACCAUCACGAAUAGGUUCAUGGUCAGCCUAAACAUGUAUACUGUGCAUUUUAUGGGUGACUUUGAAAGAUCUGUUCAAUUAUUUUUCAGAAACUAAAUUUUCAAAAAAUUAAUAUGUGUACAAUUAAAAUGAAUGAAAGAAAAACCAUUAUUGUACAGAGAGGUAUUAAUGAGACUAUGAAAUGGCAAUACUUUUUUAAAUCACAGAUUUGUAAUAUAUGUUCACUGUGCAGAGGGAUUGUACCUUGUACAAAAUAAAACAAAUUUCUCAAACUAA
This is a messenger RNA of Pan troglodytes (chimpanzee), 6456 nucleotides long. It is a transcript of the gene MEGF11, whose product is annotated as multiple EGF like domains 11. The coding region runs from base 246 to 3818 and encodes 1190 amino acids. The record is from RefSeq and is a predicted model, not a curated record. The transcript is spliced from 27 exons. Gene Ontology annotation, cellular component: membrane. Gene Ontology annotation, molecular function: protein binding. NCBI's taxonomy places the organism in Eukaryota, Metazoa, Chordata, Mammalia, Primates, Hominidae.